AUGCUCCGAAGGGAACGAAGGCCAACUGAAAAGGCACUGGCACAAGCAGAAACAAAGAGGGCAUCACGUCGUGGAACUUUGAAGAAAAAGGACUCCCGUCAGUCAGAUGGCACAGGCAACUUGAGGAAUAUCGCUUCGCAACUGGAGCUUGGAGAUUCAGGUGAUGACUGGGAAGAAUAUAGGCGGCGCAAUAUAGAGGAGAAUCAGGAGCUUUUACGAAAAAUUGGGCUGGGUGACCCACUGGUCACUCCAGGAAAACGGAAGAACCCAAACCGAAAGCGCAAACAUCCAUAUGAUGGUGACAAGGAUUCCAGCAAUGAGGGUUUGAAGGCAAUGCCACGGACUUCAAAGGCCAGUGUGUGGAGUAACGACCGAUUUGCCAUCAGUAUGAGUGAUUCUGAUGUAGCUAUCGAUUCAUUGGACACAGAAGAACAAGAGAUUGCUGGAUGGCGAAGACAGGAGGAUGAAGAGCAUCAUCAAAGGAGAAAACAGAGGAUAUCUCAGAAAAACAGUACACGUGUCACCACAAGCACAGUGCCAAAUGCAUGGCUAAGGGGUGGUGAGAACCAACUUGUGAAUCCAUCAAGCACCGGCCUUGCACAUGACACUGCCACCAAUACAUGUGACUCCAUGCCCUCUGCAUCGCAAUUCUUCCCAGACUCUGAGGACUGUCUCAGCCACUCGCUGCCAGAUGAUGAUGAACAUGUGGCCCCACCCGCACUUACAAAGAAUUUUCGCCGGGGGGUAAAGGUCAACUCACUCGCUAUGGGACAACCCAUGGAUCAUAUUUGGAACCAGAUCAAGCCACAAACUCCCAACUCAGGGCGGUCUUUGAAACAUUCACGUUCGCCUUCUUUCGAACCGACUGCUUUGAAACAUUCACAAUCACCACCCUUUGAAGCAUCCACUGAGGAUUUCUCUGGAUGCCCAGAUUCUGGCACCAAUAUCACAUGGCAUCGCACAUGCACAACGCUUCGUGAGUGGAAAAGCAGGACCAAUGAGACAGCGGACUCUCUCAUGGUCCCAGUGCUCAAAACUGCAUUCGAACUGUAUCAUAUUUCACUUCUACUUAACCAACCAUUCCCGGUGCACGAUGAGAAUGAGUCAUUUGCAACUCACGCACUCUCAGAAGCCUUUCAAGAACACCACUUAGCAAAUGUUAAUCUAACCGGAGACAUGAUCCUGACGGUUACAAAAACUGCAUCAAGAUUUCGGGGGAUUUUCAAGACAGCAGCUAGUGCCAGUGUCAGACAACACAUGCAUCUGGCCGAAACCAAUGAUGAGAAUGUCAAUCGCAAGAUUGUUAGUGCAGCGCUGCAGCACGAAAACUUCUGUUUUGCAGAGUACGACACCGAAACAAACAAGUGCAGGGGAGCGCUUCAGCACCCCUGCAUCCAGGAGACUAUCCUAGCAUUUUUCACCCCGACUAUGAGGCGACGGGAGGCUUCUCUUCACCGAAACAUCAAGGCAUUUGAAAAGAUGCCAAGGGCAACUGUGGCUUUUUCCUUAACAGCAAUCCAAUGUGCCCUGAAAGAAUGGGAGACCGGGAGACAUCUCACGACGGAGUUCAGUGGGAGCUCUUUCUUCAACAUAUACCAGAGCCAUUUGGAUUGGAUCAUUCAAUGGAGUGAGAGGCGACCCAAGGAGUGGUUGAACAUCUCAUCAUCGCUUGGUAACGCUGCCUUCAAGUAUAUUGUAGACACCAAAGCGGAGCUGCCAGAAGCGUGCAUGGGGGAGGGAAGAACUUUGCAAUCCCUCUUUCUGCAACGAAACAACACGACGAUUUAA
This is a messenger RNA of Cantharellus anzutake, 1788 nucleotides long. RefSeq lists its product as uncharacterized. The transcript is spliced from 12 exons. NCBI's taxonomy places the organism in Eukaryota, Fungi, Basidiomycota, Agaricomycetes, Cantharellales, Hydnaceae. The coding region runs from base 1 to 1788 and encodes 595 amino acids. The record is from RefSeq and is a predicted model, not a curated record.